AUGUCCGACAACCCGGAGAACAUGCGGGGUACCCGCGAGUCACAUACCCGCGACACCGACACCGACACCGUCACCAACAAUACCGCCCAAACACAAGCCAACACACACCAAUCCACUCCAAAAGAUCAAUCCCAGCACUCCCUCGCGCGUCGCGUCCAAAACUCCGCAACGGGACUUGCCCGCAGCGUAUUCCAAGGCGCGGGAAGCAAUGCCGCGCAAACACUCUCCAGCGCGACGAAUGGAAAGAGCGGACCAUCCCAAUCUACAUCGGCAGGGUACAGCAUACAAGACGGGCUGGGAUUAGUAGCACCUCGCGCGCCACCAGGGCAGAGCGCGCAAGGAUCCGCCAGCGAAGCCUUCCGCCAAAAUACUGGAGCCGCGCAGGGUGGAUUUGAGAUCCCGGCAUUGAGCGAGGAAGAGUUCCAGCAUGAAUAUGGACAGCAGGAUGGAAUUUUAUCGGCCUCGGCCUCGGCACCUACCGCACCAGGUGUUAGUGCUCAACCAAGCCGUGAAAGACUCCAAUCCUCCACAGGGAACUGGAAGGGAAAGGCGCGUGCACAAGAUCCCGUACAGAUGGAAUAUACAACAGCGUGGGAGCGGGCGAAUACCAAUACACACCCCGAGCAAAUGGGACAAGUGAACCCAGCCGAUGGCGCAGCGGUCGUAUCGCUUCUCUCUGAUACGUCAUUCGAUGCGAGUUUCGGUGCAUACGGUGAUGGAGACUAUGAAGGCGCGGAUCUAGAUCCCCAUGCAGCUCCUCCGCCUUUAACAGCGGAGGAGAUCAAAAUGAUUGAGUCUUUCCGAAGACAGAUCGCACAGGAGGAUGGAGUACAAUCGCAAUCACGGCUUUCGUCUUUCAGCCUGGUUCCUGAUAUCGAUACAUUCCUACGAGAAAACGAUCCGGCUGCGUUUGCAUCUGCGCCGACACAAACGGAGAUUGGGUCUACUUCGACGCCUUUGAGGGACUCUGUGCUCUCUCAGCUUCCUGGUGCGGAAGACUGGGUUAGUGUCCAUGAGCGAUACCAUGAUGAGGUUUGGGGGUAUCUGCGGCCUGCGCUGGAAGCUGCUAAGGCUGAGAUUGAGGAGAAGACGGGCAUGGAAGAUGAUGGGGAUGGACCUGCUGUUAGACGAUUGAAGAUGAUUUUGAAGCAUAUGAAGUCUUGA
Molecule: messenger RNA, 1164 nt
Organism: Penicillium odoratum
Lineage: Eukaryota; Fungi; Ascomycota; Eurotiomycetes; Eurotiales; Aspergillaceae
Exons: 1
Coding region: 1-1164 (387 amino acids)
Source: RefSeq, a predicted model, not a curated record